Messenger RNA from Aedes albopictus (Asian tiger mosquito), 3148 nucleotides. RefSeq lists its product as uncharacterized. The transcript is spliced from 3 exons. Lineage: Eukaryota; Metazoa; Arthropoda; Insecta; Diptera; Culicidae. The coding region runs from base 207 to 2633 and encodes 808 amino acids. The record is from RefSeq and is a predicted model, not a curated record.
UUUCCGGGUCUUUUUAAAUCGUCGAUUAUGUGAUUGGAAUAUCGACAAAAUUUAAUCGAUUGCAUUGAGCAUCUCCAUCCCGUUGUUGUGCGCGCUUCAUCGGCCGGUUGAACAAUAAACAAACGCAAGUGCAACGGAAUUCCGGAGAGUUUCGGUCGUAAUUUGAAUUAAUUUGAGUGAAAUAUUUAGAUAAUCUUCCCCAAACAAUGUCCGCCAAACUGAUCCACGGAUGGUCCCUUCCGGAUGGUGCGUUUUUUCCGUGUUCCAUACACAGCAUCGGCAACGACGCGAAAACCGUGCUGAUAGUGCCGGGGGGCGGCGUCGGUCAAGUUUUUACACUGGUCAUCAAAAAUUUCCAACACAACGUUCAUGCGGAUGGCGCACCGCCACACAAGGUGUUCCGCAUCAAGCUGAAGAAAGGUGAAGGCCGAAAUUGUUUGGCGGAAACGGUCAUAACCGCGUCGCAUACCGUGAGUCGUACGGUCGGUGGUGAAUUGGUGGUGUUCGGUUCGUUUCGCGAGGGCAACGUGAUUGAUGGGAUCCACGGGAUUAAGGCCAUUGGGUGCAUGGAAGAGGGAUCGAAACUAGCCGUGAUUCGAGCAGCUGGGGAGAACAAACUAAAGCUGGAAGUGUUGGACGACCUUGUUGGAUGUCAAGUAAACGACGUUUUACAAUCUUUCGAUCUGCCUUGGGAGAAAAGCGAAUUCGAAGUGAGCCAUGAUAGCCAAAUGUACAAGAUCAAAAGCGUUAGAAUCGCUAAAAAUGAUACAAAUUUUUUCAAGAGAUUUCUCAACUGCAACGAUAUAGCAGAGGAAAAAGAAAUAAUACUAUUUACUAUGGAUAAUGGACUUUAUUGGCUGAAAAUCUUAGAAGGGAGCUACGAAAUAGUAACUGUUAAAUUAUACCCGGCCCUAAUUGAGGACUACAGUUAUGCUCCUACUACCGGAUGCUUUGCAGUUCUAGUGUCUAACGCUGUGUUGCACAUAUAUUCAAUUUCGGAAGAUGCCGAUUGUCUAUUGCUACAGGAAGAUAAACGAUAUCUGGGUCCCUCUGUAGAUACUCAUUUGUUUAUCGCUGAGUUGAGCACUUUCCUAUACUCUAGUAGGUCUCAUGUAACACAAAUACGAUACUAUUAUUCUGAACUCAGUAAAGCUAUUCUAAACGUGUCCAAGGAAAUCCAAAUAGUCGGAGUGGUCGGAUUGACCUACUUGGAUUACGCAAAGAUGGCUGUAUGCAUUACGGACAACAGACUAUUCUAUUCGGUUCCAAUUCAUAAGCUGACCGAUGCCAACUGCAACCCGCAGAACGCCUACUUUGAAUUGACAGAUGAAAUAUUGUCGCAAGCGAAUCAGAUGACAUGUCUCCUCACGAACGAGGUAACCAUCGAAAAAGUAAUAGUCAAGCAAAUCAACCAUGAACAAGUGCAAAUCGAUAUUCUUACCAGCAGUGAUAAUCACGUGCACGAGAAACUCAUUGAAGUUGAACUAAUGUACCACAAACACUUGCCGAAUUUGCGCUACAGCACUCUGAUUUUAAAUGAUAAAGCCCACAUAAGCAACUUGUUUGUCCAGAUGGACAUCACCUUAAACAGAGGCAUCAAAGCAAUCGUGAAUCGUCAAAGAGAUUGGCAUUUGCUAGUUUGCUUGGAUGAGGUCAUCACGCAGAUUCCUUUCAACCAAGUCAAUUACGUUGAAGACACGAUCAUCAGAAUACUCGCUCCAAUCGAAGCAAGUAAAGUCCAAAGGCAUGGGUUUCCACGAAUAGAAAUAAGUGCAAUGGUUACAGUUACUCACCACCAUGAUAGACUUAUGCUAGAAGUUCCCCUAAAACUGAAAAGCCAAGACAACGUUGCUGUAUUAUUCGAAGCUAGCUCACAUGAAUCCAAAACAACGAAUCCAGAGAGUCAACUGACAAACGUACCACGUGAUCUCAUUCGACACUGCGAGCAAAAACCGUCUGUUCGGGCCCCAACGCUAGAAUUUCAUCUGCAGCGAUUGUCAGAAUGCCCAACAUUGAACAAUUUUCUGUCCCAAAUCGGAAUCCCGCUGGAUAGCUGCGAUAAUGACGGUACCGCUACUAAGAACAAGGGUUAUAUACGCCUUGGAGACUUCCUCUGCGAAGUGGAACUAGCUGAUCAGGGGAAAUUCCGGUUUAAAUCGACUUCUGCCGGAGCACUGUAUCUGCUGAAAGUAUUAUGCAGUAAAAAGUUUCAACAUAAGGUGGUCAACGUCAGUUCGGAACAGUUGAAGGCUAUGCGGUUGCAACUGUUGCAAUGUGAAAACGAUUUCCAAACCGUUGCAUCCUACUACCGGCAAAUCAGGACACCCUUCGAUAGUAGGCGCUGGACUGAGCGUAACGUUGACAGACGCAUAAACUUCGAUGCACUCUUCCCACCGCCCAUCAUCACCCAAACACCCAUACCACCAGUCUGGCGCUGUAGAAACAGAAUCAGCGGAGAAAGUGAAAAGGCGAAACAUAGCAUUGGUAGCAUAAUACAUAACAUAAGGUGCAUACACUCGUUCCUGUACAUUGAAGCUGGAAGCUUCUUUGGCUACUAUCAGCGGCUUACACCAUACAAAGACAGUAUUGUUGUGUCCUGUCAAUUAUAUAUAUCACAAACGCCACUAAGAUAGGGCGUAAACCCGACCGCGACAGUGUUUAUGAUUGGAAAAAAUUGUAGUUUCUCCCGUCAAAUUGGUAUUAAUUACCCAGGAAAAACAAGUGCAAUUCACGAGUGAUAGUGAAGAUUAUGAAACACUACUUCCAAAUCGUGUGCAUAAUUGAAUAAGGAAAUAUACUUAGUUCCUUAGUGCAAGAUUGAAUCUCCAUCAUCGUCGGCUAGCGCUAUGCCCCCGCUGAAUAGCUACAAUGAAAAUGGCAAUGCAAGUGAUAUUAUCUGUUCGCUCACCCAGUCGCAGAUGGCUAUCAAUCACACGGGAACCGAUUCCGCGACCUCCGCUAGACCGAUAUUCAAUUGUACCCAGUACUCACAAAAGGUUCUCCUAAAUCUGAAUGCCCUACGCCAGAAUACGCGUUUCUGCGAUGUGGAGAUUGUCGUCGGAAGCACGACGAUCCAAGCCCACCGAGCUGUGUUGAGUGCAGCUUCCGCCUAUUUCGAGGCAAUGUUCCGACCUGAGUUGGGACUCAG